CUACCCCACAGGCCUGGCUACGGGCUUGCAAUUCUCCACUGUAAUGCUUAUUGUGUGUGUUCCCAAAAAAGAUCUUUUCCAGCGUUAUAGGUAUUUGCUUCAACUGCAUCCUCGUUUUGGGUUGAAAUAGGCGGCAAUAUAAGCCAGAGAGAGACUUGCCAGGGUUUGUAAAUAUCAAUCAGUGAAUGUGUGGAUUUGCGUGUAGCAGUUUUAUCACAAUGGACACGAGCAAAGAUGAUGACUCUGAACAAAGAUUGCAGGAAUGCCCUUCAGAUAGUAAUCAAGCUGGGAAGGCAAGGGUAUGCCAAGGAUGUCCAGGACAGGCCUUGUGUCAAAGUGGAGGGGGCAUUGACCCAGACCAGAAGUACAUUGAUGUCAGAAUGAAGGCAAUCAAACACAAGAUUCUUGUUCUUUCAGGAAAAGGAGGAGUUGGAAAGUCAAGUAUUGCAGCUCUAUUAAGCAUGGCCCUUGGGAAAAGAGAGAAAACAGUUGGUCUUUGUGACUUGGAUAUCUGUGGCCCCAGUAUUCCUCUUAUUUUGGAUGUGAAGGACCAACAGGUGGUGCAAACACCUUAUGGGUGGCAGCCAUUAAAAUCCCGUCAUUUUAACGUAAAAGUAAUGUCAGUUGGCUCGCUGUUGCAAGACCAUGACUCCGCUGUUGUUUGGAGAGGUCCACGGAAAACGGGAAUGAUAAAAAGGUUUCUCAAAGAUACAUUUUGGGGAAGACUCGAUUUUCUAGUUUUUGAUACUCCACCGGGUACUUCAGAUGAACAUUUAACAGUUGUCAAGUGCUUGAAGAACGUAUCUCCUGAUGGAGCUGUGUUAGUUACAACCCCACAGGACAUUGCUUUAAAUACCAUCAAAAGAGAGAUCAGCUUUUGUAGAAAAAUGAACCUGAAAAUUAUUGGAGUAAUUUCCAACAUGUGUGGCUACGUGUGUCCCUGCUGUCAUGAAGAGUUUGAUCUGUUCGUUAACAAAGGCACGCAAGAGCUCUGUAAUCAAUAUGGAAUUGAGUUUCUAGGACGACUUCCUAUCGACCAGGAGUUCGUCAAAUGCUGCGAGCAAGGAUCAUCAAUAUACGAAAAAGAGAAUUCGACAUUAACUAGAGAUUUUGAUAUAAUCGUGGAUAGAAUUUUAGAAAAGUUAUAGCAAGAGCUGUAUGUGGUAAAAGAGGCAGAGGGAGACUUUGAAGAAGUUUUCAAAAACCUUGAUUGGAAAAAGUUGUGUUGAGAUUCCAAACUGGCCCAAGCUAGCGUCUAUAUUAAAACCACGGUUGCUUUUUACAUAAAGCUACUUUGGAAUUGAAAUUCACUCAAUGGCUUGGUGGAUAUCUACAAUGUUAUGUUUUCUCUGCAGAUUGAAGCAUAAAUGAAAAUGUUUAGGAUUCAAGGUUGUUUUAUCUGAUUAAUUGUCCAAAAGUGCCACGGAUGUGUGUCAGAGAUAGCAAGAACGUUUUUGAGAAUUAUGUAGCAACACCGAUAUGAAAAGGUAUUUUCAGGUUUAUGCCAUUUUCAAGUUUAAAUUUUGAAUAGCACCACUUUGUAGGUAUAGAGUUAUUUCUCAAUGGAUUAAAAGCUGCAGUGCCCGCAGGGGAGGCUUUCAUUUGACAAUGAAGGGUGUUUGGUGUGUGAUGUCUGGCUACUUGUCAAAUGUCAAAAAAUACAAAACGACUUCACUACUUUGGAUUUCACUACGUGUUAUAGAUAAAAAGAUAUAAAAACAUACUUGCUUUCGUCCACGAACCAGUCCCCAGGCAGCGACCUACACCUAAUAUCAGAUAUAAGGGGCAUUAAUGUUUUGCUUGACAACAAGUUGUAUACCAAUGUGAUUUCAACCAGUAAUAUUGUGCAAUGAAAAGAACAAGGAAGCCAUACUAUACAAUUCUAAAAAACAAUAGCAAAUUUAGAAAAGGACUUCUUAGACCCCUCAAGCUCCCUGGCUAUACCUACUUGAUUUUAAGUCAUCAUUAAUAGUGUGUUACUGUAUUCCUGUUAUUUUUAAGAGCCAAUUUGGUUCAGGCCAGGGACUUUUUGGGUGGCUUAAGUGAGUUUCUAGUGGAUUUAGUAUCAGGGGGCUAUAGUAAUUAGCAGUAUACAAUUAUUUUUUCGGCGAUUUUGCUGAGUAUUUGGUCAAACAAAUUUGUUACUCUGGUGCAACAGCAAUUUUGUCAACUCCGCAGCUUGAUACGCAUCUUCACUUACAGCACUGUCAUCAAUCCCUUUGAAAAUUAUGCUGAACUGACGUCCCUCCAUUUCUUAAUUUAAAUUAACAAAUUGCAAGCUGAUUAACUGAUAUUGCAUGAGAGAUGCUUCAUACGUCAUACCUUUCUAGCUC
This is a messenger RNA of Rhopilema esculentum, 2333 nucleotides long. Lineage: Eukaryota; Metazoa; Cnidaria; Scyphozoa; Rhizostomeae; Rhizostomatidae. The record is from RefSeq and is a predicted model, not a curated record.